ACUCCCUUCUAUAACAGGUCUAUAAAUUUGUAGAGAUUAUAGGCGAAGAAGCUACUGGAAGACAAUGGCGUCUCCAAAGAAAGUCCUCUGCCUGUUGCUACUAGGCAUAGCACUGGCCAAGGCUGCUCCAGCACCUGACAUGUCCGACUUUGCGUUGGACAACGAAGACAACUACGACUCGAACUUCCUCAGCCUAGAUGAAGCUGACGAAGCCGCCGAGGAGGAUGUACUUGCUGCCAGCCACGUUUCGGAAUCCGACUUCGACAUGUCCAUCGACAACAAUGGCGAUGAACUCGCUGAUGAAUACAACACUCAAAUCCUGUUGCACGGUCGUCGCGGGGCUGCCCCAAGCUUCUGGAACAGUGUCAAGAACGCGGCAAUCGGCGCAGGAAAGGCAGCCGCCAGUCAUCUCGCACAAGCCGGGCUUAAAGCUCUAUCCGGACAAAAGCGUGAUGAGGAUGAUGGUGAUCGUGUGCACGAGUACAUUGCUGACGUGGCUGACAAUGAGUUCGAGGCCAUGGGCAAGCGUAUGGUUGAAGAGUCUCUGGCGGCAGCUACCCGCGAGGCUGCAGCUUAUGGUAAUCCCGGCAUCAUUUCCAUGCUCAAGAGCGGCGCCUCUCGCGUCUGGAACACAGUCAAGCCCAUUGCCAAGGAGAUUGGACGCAAGGUGGCAGGAGUGGUUGCCAACCAUCUGAACAGCUACGCUUCUGGACACCGCCGCAGUGCUGAGGCAGCUCAACAGAUUGCAAGCGUCAUUGCUGACGUUUCCAAGCGCGCUGCACGUGACCUGGCCCACGCCACAGCCAAGGCUAUUCAGGAUCAGACCAACAUUCGUGAACCCAAGCUCGUUCAUGGAAACAUGCGUUCCGCACGUGCCGUCUGGGAUGCCAUCAACACAGCCAGUGUGAACGCCGCCAAGGUUAUGGCUCGCAGUCCCGUCAGUGAUUCGACCAGUGACGAAGAGAUCAACCGUGUUUCGGAGGAUCUUGCCCACGUGCUUGCCACUGAUGGCGCCAACGCAUAUGAACUGAUGCGUCGUGACCCAAAUUUCCUGAACUUCUUGAAGGGAGUUGGCAAGGGAGUUUUGAGCGUUGGUCGAAACUUGCUCGGUGUCCGAAACAGCGGCACGGCUCUGCGCGAUGCAUACCCCGGAGCAGAUCCUUUUAUGAUGGGAUCCCUUCUAGGCAUGGCUGGCAAGGCCCUUGCUGGCAUCAUUGGUGGUGGCAAACGCGAAGCUGACCCUGCUGCGUUAUUCGUUGGCACUAUUCUCAAAGGAGUAGGUUCCUUGCUCUCCCAUGUUGUGGGUAGCAAGCGCUCAGCCGCUAACGGUCUUGAAGAGAUGACGCUAGCUGAAUUCGACAGGGAUGAAGACGUCCAGGCCGUUGCUGAGGCCAUGGCCGACAGCUCUACUGCCAUGUCCCUCCGUAGCGCCGACCCAGGCAUUUUUGACGUGAUUAAGACCAUUGGCAAGGGACUGCUUGGAUUCCGUGGUGCUGAAGCCGCUCGCCGUACCACUGAUCCCGGCUUCCUGAACGUGUUGGGCAAGAUCGGAAAGAGUCUCCUCGGCUUCCGAAGCACACAGGCUGGCCCCUAUUACCGGCCGACAAUGCUCUACCGCAUUCCCCAUCCGAUCUACUAUUAGACGUGCACAGAUCAGUCGUGUCGAAACCAGUGUGGGAAGAUCGUCACUGGUAACACUGGCCGACACCAACACACCAUCACCUCAUGGACAAUCGAGGCGCAGAACCUCUGGCUGUUUGGUCGUGGACGUGAUGCACCCGAUCUAGAUUACUGCUUUCCCUCCUUUCCCCGCAACCCAUCUCUAUAUCCCUAUCUCUAACAUCGUCACUGAUUAUUCUCCGAUUUUGUUUCCUUUACCCCAUAUUUUACCACGAUUCCCUUAACCCCAUCAAAGGCACUAUAAAUUUAAAACGUUUUCCUAACAAA
Messenger RNA from Sycon ciliatum, 1947 nucleotides. RefSeq lists its product as uncharacterized. The coding region runs from base 65 to 1642 and encodes 525 amino acids. The transcript has 15 exons. The record is from RefSeq and is a predicted model, not a curated record. NCBI's taxonomy places the organism in Eukaryota, Metazoa, Porifera, Calcarea, Leucosolenida, Sycettidae.